Messenger RNA from Thalassophryne amazonica, 1182 nucleotides. RefSeq names its product platelet-derived growth factor subunit A-like. Gene Ontology annotation, cellular component: membrane. Gene Ontology annotation, biological process: platelet-derived growth factor receptor signaling pathway; positive regulation of phosphatidylinositol 3-kinase/protein kinase B signal transduction; positive regulation of cell population proliferation. Lineage: Eukaryota; Metazoa; Chordata; Actinopteri; Batrachoidiformes; Batrachoididae. Gene Ontology annotation, molecular function: growth factor activity; platelet-derived growth factor receptor binding. The transcript has 6 exons. The coding region runs from base 69 to 662 and encodes 197 amino acids. The record is from RefSeq and is a predicted model, not a curated record.
GCGACACACGGGCUCCUGCGUUGGACUUCAGUCGCGUCCUGGUGUCGACGCAACGUAUUCGAGAGGAGAUGAGAGCAGCCGUGUACCAUCUCCUGGCCGGCUGUCUGUGCCUGUUACGCAGCGCCACUGAGGAGUCUCAUCUCCCCCAGGAGCUUUUGGAGCGACUCUCCCGCAGCGAGAUCCGCAACAUCAGCGACCUCCAGCGGCUGCUAGAGAUUGACUCCGUAGAGAAUGAGGCGAUCGAAAAGACCAAACAUGGCUACCACAAGGACGUCUCUCACAGCGACCGCGACCUCAAGACAGCACAGACGCCCAGCAGACACAGGAGGAGCACGGUGGUGGAAGAAGCCGUGCCAGCAGUAUGUAAAGUGCGGACGGUGAUUCAUGAGAUCCUGAGGAGCCAGGUGGAUCCCACCUCAGCCAACUUCAUCAUCUGGCCGGCGUGCGUGGAAGUGAAACGGUGCACGGGCUGCUGCAACACCAGCAACAUGAGGUGCCAGGCAACCCGCAAACACCACCGCACGGUCAAGGUGGCGAAGGUGGAGUACAUACGGCGGCGGGCCAAACUGACGGAGGUGGAGGUGAAACUGGAGGAUCACAUGGACUGUGUUUGCACCAAAAAACACCAAAUUAGGCCGAAGGCCAACAACGGCAUCAGGUGAGGAAUGGGGGUCAGUUGAGCAGAAGAGUGGAAGAAAAGACUGGUUCCUUCCCUCUGGAUGACCUCCACCAUGGUGCUUUGGGAGUGUUGAAGGAUGCAGCUUCAAAGUAGAAAACAUCACUUUGGUUUGAGUCUUGCACAGAGUGACCAGAGGAUACGUCACCCAAGUGGACCGUUAAUGUUCACAAGAACAGAAGCUACAGGUUGAACAAAGUGACAAACUGUUAAAGCGUUUGAUGGCUGAGAUCCUAAAAAAACUGGUUUCAUUGCCAUCAGAGAAACCGCUCAGCAACUUGGAUUAUGAACUGCGUGGAAUCUUUUCUACCCACACUGACAGGGAUUAGACUGUACCAGAAAUGCACACGUCGCCUUUCUUGUUUGUUUGUUUUUUUAAUAUAUAAAACUUUCAUUUUAUAUCAACAUCUGUUUCCAUUUAUGUCGUUUUAUCUCCAUGAAGUUUGUAAAGGUUUGCCAUCUUACUGACACCAAUAAACAAUAUUAAAGUGUUGGUGGUGAUCAGU